This is a messenger RNA of Radiomyces spectabilis, 609 nucleotides long. Its product is annotated as 40S ribosomal protein S8. Gene Ontology annotation, molecular function: structural constituent of ribosome. Gene Ontology annotation, biological process: translation; maturation of SSU-rRNA from tricistronic rRNA transcript (SSU-rRNA, 5.8S rRNA, LSU-rRNA). Bases 1 to 609 code for a protein of 202 amino acids. The record is from RefSeq and is a predicted model, not a curated record. Gene Ontology annotation, cellular component: ribosome; cytosolic small ribosomal subunit. The transcript is spliced from 4 exons. NCBI's taxonomy places the organism in Eukaryota, Fungi, Mucoromycota, Mucoromycetes, Mucorales, Radiomycetaceae.
AUGGGUAUCAGCCGUGAUUCUCGCCACAAGCGCAGCGCUACCGGUGCUAGACGUGAUCAGUACAGAAAGAAGAGAAAGUUCGAGUUGGGUCGUCAACCCGCCAGCACCAAGGUUGGUAGCAAGCGUAUUCACUUGGUCCGCGUCCGCGGUGGUAACUACAAGAAGCGUGCUCUUCGUCUUGAAGCCGGUAACUUCUCGUGGGGUUCCGAAGGCGUUUCUCGCAAGACCCGUGUCUUGACCGUUGUCUACAACGCCUCCAACAACGAAUUGGUCCGUACCAACACUCUCGUCAAGGGUGCCAUCAUCCAGAUCGAUGCCACUCCUUUCCGUCAGUGGUACGAAUCUCACUACGCUCUUCCCCUCGGUAAGAAGAAGGCCAAGACCACUGAAACUGAGACCAAGGAAGAGAAGAAGUCCAACAGCGUCCAAAAGAAGCUCCAGGCUCGUCAGACCAAGGCUGCCGUUGAUCCUCUUUUGGAUGAUCAGUUCGCUGCUGGUCGUCUCUAUGCCAUCAUUGCUUCCCGUCCUGGUCAAUCUGGCCGUUGCGACGGUUAUAUCCUUGAAGGCAAGGAGCUUGAAUUCUACAUCAAGAAGAUCAAGGUAAAAUAA